GACUGGGGAACCCGCGGGCACCUGCUGAUCCCAAACUCUCCGGGUCUUUCCUCCUCGGACUGGAGGCAGAGAUUUGAGGGUGGGUUGGAGGGCGGUUACACCCCUGCAUCCCAGGGCCAGGCGGCACAGCCUGUGGGGCGAUGGGGAACGUGCUGGCACCAGUGCUCGACUUGCACAGACCUCUGCGCCGGCAGGAGCCGCUUACCAACCCAGGCAGCUUCGAUGAGCUCCAUCGGAAAUGCAAAGAAGUCUUCCCCCAGCAGAUGGAAGGGGUGAAGCUGAUCCUCAACAAGAACCCGAACAACCAUUUCCAGCUCAGCCACACCGUUCACAUGAGCACAGUCGGCCAGUCCAGCUACCACUUCCACACCACCUACGUAGGAGACCGGCAGCUCAGCCCCACUGAGACUUUCCCCAUGCUUGUCGGGGACAUCGACAGCUGCGGGAGCCUCAAUGCUCAGGUGCUGCACCUGGUGGCGGAGCGGAUCCGCACCAAGGCCGUCUUCCAGACGCAACAGGCCCGGUUUGUGACGUGGCAGUUCGACGGGGAGCUCCGUGGCGAUGACUACACGGCCACACUGACGCUGAGCAACCCCGAUGUGCUCAGCCAAUCAGUCAUUGUGGUGGCGCACUUCCUGCAGAGCGUGACCUCGCGGCUGGUGCUGGGCGGGGAGAUGGUGUAUCACCGGCGCCCGGGCGAGGAGGGCGCCAUCGUCACCCUGGCAGGGAAGUACACGGCUCGCAAGUGGGUGGCGACGCUGAACAUUGGUUAUGGCGGGGCCCAUGCCAGCUACUACCACAGAGCCAACGAGCAGGUGCAGGUCGGGGUGGAGUUGGAGGCCAACACCCGACUGCAGGACACGACCUUCGCCUUCGGCUACCAGCUCAACCUGCCCCCGGCCAACGUGGUCUUCCGAGGCCUCCUGGACAGUAACUGGUGCGUGGGGGGCGUCCUGGAGAAGAAGCUGCUGCCUCUGCCCGUCACCCUGGCCCUGGGCGCCUUCAUCAACCACUGGAAGAACCGUUUCCACUGCGGCUUCAGCAUCAUCGUGGGCUGA
This is a messenger RNA of Emys orbicularis (European pond turtle), 1058 nucleotides long. It is a transcript of the gene TOMM40L, whose product is annotated as translocase of outer mitochondrial membrane 40 like. Gene Ontology annotation, biological process: protein import into mitochondrial matrix. Gene Ontology annotation, molecular function: transmembrane protein transporter activity. The record is from RefSeq and is a predicted model, not a curated record. The coding region runs from base 141 to 1058 and encodes 305 amino acids. The transcript has 9 exons. Lineage: Eukaryota; Metazoa; Chordata; Testudines; Emydidae. Gene Ontology annotation, cellular component: mitochondrial outer membrane translocase complex; mitochondrial outer membrane.